Sporisorium graminicola is the source of this 522-nucleotide messenger RNA. RefSeq lists its product as uncharacterized. NCBI's taxonomy places the organism in Eukaryota, Fungi, Basidiomycota, Ustilaginomycetes, Ustilaginales, Ustilaginaceae. The transcript has a single exon. Gene Ontology annotation, cellular component: extracellular region. Bases 1 to 522 code for a protein of 173 amino acids. The record is from RefSeq and is a predicted model, not a curated record.
AUGAAGUUCAUCGCAACCAGCUCUGCUCUCCUCCUCGUCCUCGCCUCGAUUGUGAGCGGCACCACCGUCGCCACGGUCAAGUCGGACAUCUCUGCGAUCGACACUGCCGUGACCUCGCUCAACAAGCAGCUGCAGUCUGAUUCGCUCACCUACUUCUCGGCGCUCGCCAUCAGCCAAGCGGCUACCGCGCUCGAUGACAAGAUCAAGACCGGCACCACGGACGUGCAGGGUCUCACCGAGACCCCCACUGACGCUGACGCCCAGGACAUCAUCAACACGCUCACGGGCACCGAGAAGAACGUGAAGUCGGCCACCGACCGCCUGGUCGUCCUCAAGCCCCAGUUCACCAGCCUCGGCGUCCAGAGCAUUGCCAAGAGCAACAUCGCUACGCUGAAGACCGACACCGCCACGUUCGGUGCCGCCCUGGUCAGCGUCAGCCCGGCGAACGAGAAGGCUGCAGCUCAGAGCUUGGCCGACAAGUUCAACGCUGACCUGGCCAACGCUGCUGCUGCGUACGCCUAA